AUGGCGGCUAAGCGGCUUCUCAGUGAAUCUUGUUCCGACCCACAUGAGCAAAACGAGAAACGGAUGAGACCUAGACCUUCUCUUGCUUCUGUGAUUGGGGAAGCUGUUAUGGUGAAUUGCUUUUGUAGAGCCUUGGAACCAGUCCUUAGAAGAGUGGUGAAUGAAGAAGUAGAGCGUAGUCUUGGACGCUUACUCGGUUCUUUCAGUGGGUCUCCAUCUCUUCGAACCCAAGCACCGGAACCAUCAACUCUUCAGCUAAUUUUCCCUAAAGGCCUUUCCCUACCAAUCUUUACGGGGAGCAAGAUCAUGGAUAAAGAAAGCAACCAACUUCAAGUCCUUUUGGUUGAUAAGAGGGGAGACCAAAUGGUUCCGGUGCUUCUCCCAAACCCAAUUAAGGUAGAUAUUGUCGUUCUUAAUGGGGAUUUUCCUUCGGAUGACGGUAACAAUUGGACUAGUAAAGAGUUUGAUAGAAACAUCGUGAGGGCUAGAACUGGGAAACGGCCCUUGCUUACCGGUGAGUUGGCAGUCACAGUGAGGGAUGGAGUUGCUUCGAUCGGACAGAUUGAAUUUACAGAUAACUCGAGCUGGAUUCGAAGCCGGAAGUUCAGAAUCGGUGCGAAAGUUGCACAAGGGAGUUCCCAGGAUGUCCGCAUUCAAGAAGCCAUGACUCAAGCUUUUGUUGUCAAAGACCAUCGUGGCGAAUUGUACAAGAAACAUCACCCGCCAAUGUUGGGAGAUGAAGUUUGGCGUCUAGAAAAGAUUGGAAAGGAUGGAGUAUUCCAUAAAAGGCUAACCUUUGCAGGAGUUAAAACAGUGCAAGCCUUCUUGAAAAUGUCAGUUGUUGAUCCAGCCAAGCUCAGAAGGAUUUUAGGUCCUGGAAUGUCUGAGAAAAUGUGGGAUGUCAUAAUCAAACACGCAAAAACUUGUGUUAUGAGCAACGAAUAUUAUGUUUUUCGAGGCUCGAAUUACACAAUCUUCUUAAAUCCCAUUUGCCAACUCGUGAAAGCAGAGAUUAAUGGGAGUAUAUAUCCCACACACAACCUGAGUAACAUUAACAGAGCAUAUCUUGAAAAUUUGAUCAGACAAGCAUAUGUAAAUUGGUCUUCCUUGGAAGAGAUAGAAGGAAGUUCCCAUGAGAUUGGCCUGCUCACACAAGAUGAUCAAACGAUAGAGCAAUAUCCCAGUCAUCAACAAAUCAUGGAGAGAUCAUUUCAACAAAAUGUGUAUUCGACAGAUGGUUCGAUUGAGGGGUAUAUGCGGUGCGAAAUGCAAGCAGACGGCAGUAAGUGGCAAAUAAGUCAGACUUAUCUGAACACCUCAAUCGAAAAUGGGAUCCGAUGGAACAUCUUGGAGUCGAAUUCGAAUGAUGAUUUGACAUCUCCAAGAUAUUUCAUCACAGGGGGUUAA
Durio zibethinus is the source of this 1407-nucleotide messenger RNA. RefSeq names its product protein SAR DEFICIENT 1-like. Gene Ontology annotation, molecular function: DNA-binding transcription factor activity; calmodulin binding; sequence-specific DNA binding. Gene Ontology annotation, biological process: regulation of salicylic acid biosynthetic process. Gene Ontology annotation, cellular component: nucleus. Lineage: Eukaryota; Viridiplantae; Streptophyta; Magnoliopsida; Malvales; Malvaceae. The record is from RefSeq and is a predicted model, not a curated record.